Molecule: messenger RNA, 2317 nt
Organism: Oryzias latipes (Japanese medaka)
Lineage: Eukaryota; Metazoa; Chordata; Actinopteri; Beloniformes; Adrianichthyidae
Gene: pafah1b2
Product: platelet-activating factor acetylhydrolase 1b, catalytic subunit 2
Cellular component (GO): cytoplasm
Molecular function (GO): platelet-activating factor acetyltransferase activity
Source: RefSeq, a predicted model, not a curated record
UCAGGGAAUCAUAAACACAGCUGACUUGCGACAUUUGCUGUUUGUAUUGGCUCUCCUAGCGUUUCUCCAUCCACAGGCGCUCUCCUCCUCAUAGACGCUAGCCAAUAGUUUGCUGUUUUCACACAUUUUCCUGUCUUUUUUUUUGCUAAUCAACCAACAGUGACAACCGCCGCCCUUCUCCCUCCGUACCCGGCAGCGUUGGCGUGAAGUCAAAGAGCUAGCGGCUAGCCGGGAAAGCGUCACCCCAGCAGGAUGAGCGGUGAUGAGGUGAACCCCGCGGCGGAGGCUCAGCCUGUGGAGGAUGUGCAAGGAGACGGACGGUGGUUGUCACAGCACACAAGAUUUGUGCAGGAGUGCAAAGAUGCCGAACCCGAUGUGCUUUUUAUUGGAGAUUCUAUGGUGCAAUUAAUGCAGCAGCAUGAGGUCUGGAGGGAGGUGUUCUCUCCUCUUCAUGCUCUCAAUUUUGGGAUAGCUGGAGACACCACUUGUAAUGUUUUGUGGAGGCUGCAGAAUGGAGAACUGGAGAACAUACGACCCAAGGUGGUGGUCUUGUGGGUAGGAACCAACAACCACGAACACACGGCAGAACAAGUUGCAGGUGGAAUUCUCGCCAUCGCACAAAUGCUCACCACCCGCCUCCCCAAGGCAAAGAUAGUUGUAUUGUCUUUGUUGCCUCGAGGGGAGCGUCCCAAUCUGCUGAGGGAGAAAAACGCCACCGUCAACGGGCUGGUGCGCUCCUGGCUGCCGCGACUGCGCCAGGCUCUGUUCCUGGACGUGAGCAGGGAAUUUGUCCACUCGGAUGGAGCCAUCAGCCCACAAGACAUGUUUGACUACCUCCACCUGACAGCCGCAGGUUACCGCACUAUUUCCAAACCGCUCAGCGAUCUGCUGCUUCAGAUCCUGGAGGAGACGCCAGAAGAGAGGCGAGCGUCGCUGGUUUGAAGCCUGCAGCCAUGGGGCCGCGUUCACCCAGAACCAUGUUGUCCCUGCUGCUGGUGGGAAAACAUGCUCCUGGAAGAGGAUGAUAGCUUCACACUUAAGUCGGGAGAGCCACCCCACUACAGAUGUAGACACUACGCUUUCAGCUGUAAUCUCUGUUGCAUAAAAGGUUUCUCCAACACGAAGCCUCUCUUAAUGUAGUCACAAAUCGAUGACACCUUCUUAAACUGCAUCUAUCUCAUGAGGUUAAUGUCACCUUUUCGUCAUUUGUGCUGUUUAAAACCAGUCAUUCCUUUAGGCGGAGAGAGCCUAGCUUUCCCAAUAAAAACAUGAUGACUUCAGUUGGUAUAUUAGAUGUGAUGAGUUACCAAAAAACAUGGUGACACAGACUAUGAUCUUUUUAGAACCGUUUUAGAAUCUUAAUAACGAAAAGCAAGCUCAGAGUCACUGCAUGUUUGAAGCCAGCCGUGGUCUUGGGUGGAGCUCUUUGUUCUUUACCGUCAGCAUAUAUGAUGUUGUGUCACGUUACCCAAUACACAAUCAGUCUGAUAAUCUCCUAGUCCUCCACAAAGCUUCAUCUUCAUUUUGCCAGAGUACUUAUUUUCCUCCAGCUUGUUUACAUUUAAUCUGAUUCCAAAACCAUCUAGUGAGAUUUUUGUUUGUGGCUGGAAACAAAAACGAUGGUUGCUUUAAGUCCUGCUAGCUUUAAAAAAAAAAAAAAAAAACUUAAACAAAUCCAAAAAGUUGUCCGGCUUCUUUGAUAAUCUUAUAAUCCCUCUGAGUACAGUUGGAUGCAGGAUUUAUGACAGCCUCUCCCAGCAUCUAAUUCCUCAUCCGUGCAAACAUUCAUAGUCAGAUUCCACUGCUUUGAACUUCUACCUUAUUCUUCUCAUAGUGUCUGGUCUUCACAUGUCCCCAGUUCACUGUUUUUAUUUGCAGAUUGCACCCUGAAAUCCUCAGCGCUCUAAACAGUAUUGUUACAUUUUGAAGGAUAAAUCCCACGCCAAGCCAAUAUUUAAUAUGAAUGCGGUAAAUUCUUCAGUCAUCUCAGCUGGCAUGGAAGUGAAGUGGUUGGUUGGUGAAAUCGCACUGCAGUUGUCCAUGCCUCACUACUGCUGUUAAGUUAUCAGCAUUCCUGCCGUCUGCUUUACAUUUGAUGCAUUAAGUAUAAAUAGUAUUUGUGUGUGAGUGUGUGUGUGUGUGUGCCUUAAGUGUCCAUGAGGAGAGUGUGUGCAGAAUGUUAAUUUUGUAAGAUGUGUGUCUAGAGAUGCAUUUCUGUGUUCUCUGUGCUGCGGUCUUUGCACUGUCCUUGCUUCGUAAUGACGUUCAGGUAAAAACAAAACAAAAAACAAAUUCCAAUAAAAAGGAUGUAAACGUG